AUGGGUGGCUGCCAACAUCAUGCGUUCCCGUGCCCUGUCCAAGGCCACCCGCUCGGGGGCGCGACCCCUCCUCUUCCUCUCGUCCAAAGGCAUCCCAAACCGGCACGAGAUCGUCCGCGCCUUCUCGGAGUCGGCGGGGACCAGCAACGGCGGACGGGACGGCGACUCUAG
This is a messenger RNA of Ectocarpus siliculosus, 171 nucleotides long. NCBI's taxonomy places the organism in Eukaryota, Phaeophyceae, Ectocarpales, Ectocarpaceae. The record is from the annotation of a GenBank genome assembly.